This is a messenger RNA of Arvicanthis niloticus (Nile rat), 2114 nucleotides long. It is a transcript of the gene Fsaf1, whose product is annotated as 40S small subunit processome assembly factor 1. NCBI's taxonomy places the organism in Eukaryota, Metazoa, Chordata, Mammalia, Rodentia, Muridae. The record is from RefSeq and is a predicted model, not a curated record.
AGCGGAAGUGGUGGGCUGUGUGCUGGAUUCCGGGGUCCGUGCUGAAUCCCAUGGCGGCGGAGCGAGAUUCGGACUCCCCCGAGCCUCCCGGUUCUGAGGCGCUCCUGGACGCCGUGCUGCGGACCCUCUACGACCUGGGAGAGACAGAAGGUGAAACAGAGCAGAAAAGGAUCAGAAAGAGGAGAGAGAAGAAGAGAAACUCGGAGGCGAUAGCAGAUGUGUCAGCAGAGCAGCUUCCCCUGCCUGGAUCUCCUGUGCGAGGCCAGAGGAAGAGUGCUUCCAGCUUUUUCAAGGAGCUCAGAGAAGAGCUUCAGUCUGCUCCCGCUGCCCCUUCAGAAGUCCCUGCCACCACGGCAGUCUCCCUCUCUCCCCUAAAGAACAACAGCAAGCUAGUGGAAGUGGUAGAGUUUCAAAGCAAAAGUAAAAAAAGAAAACCAAAGUCAGAUGAAGAUGAGCCGGCAAAGAAUAAAACAAAGGUCCUUGAGAAAGAUGUGGGUAUUCAAGAGUUUAACCUAGAAAAGGCUCGGCUGGAAGUGCACCGCUUUGGGAUCACAGGCUAUGGCAAAGGAAAGGAAAGAGUCCUGGAACGGGAGCGGGCUGUCAUGCUGGGCGCUAAGCCUCCCAAAAAUACUUACGUGAACUACAAGGUUUUGCAGAAACAAAUCAAAGAGAAGAAGACCGCAGCAGAAGAAGAAGAGAGAACGGCACGGGAGACAGACAUUUUCAGGAGAAAGAAGAGGAAAGGGAGAGCACAGGAGGACAGGAGAUCCAAGAAGUCGGCUCCCAGCAUUUUGUCAAGUGGACGGGCUGGACAAGUUGGAAAAUUCAGAAAUGGGACACUGAUUCUAAGCCCCACUGAUAUCAAGAAAAUCAACUCUUCCAGGGUAGCUAAAUGAAGUCUCUGUCAGCUCCAGAGAGAAGCAGGAACAGUGGCAGCGUGGGACACAGGACCCCUAACCCUGUGGCUACCCUUUCUUAUUCCACAGGGUCUUUCUCAUUUGAGCAGUGAGUCUGUGGGCAGGCAGCAACCCUGCUGAGGGCUGGGCUCCCCUCCCUCAUGCUACACAGGUGAAUGCAUACACAUACCUGUGCAUACAGCCGGCAGCAACCCUGCUGAGGGCUGGGCUGUUCCCCGGACUUCCCUCCUAUUGCAGGUUGCUGGUUGCUGGUGUCGGCACACUGGUCACACUCCACUUUUUUAUAAUUUUACUGACUCUUAGUGUCUGUGAAUUAUGCUGAAGUGUCUUUUGGCUCAUGAAGACACGAAGCACACUUGUUAUCCAUUGGUUCUGUGGCAAAGCAAUCUGUUGUCAGCCUGCCACAUUGUAAAUCCACUUUGUAAGAAUUUCUAAAAAUGCACCUCUGUAGUGUGAAUGACUGGCUGUUAAGUAACACACAGGCAGUUCUAACUGGUUCUUCACACCUACUUGGAGCUGUAAUCUAACAAGGCCAUUUUAUAGUGACGUUACCACUGCCUGGAUGUCAGCAUCUUCUCAGAUGCAUCUCCUGAGGUGCAUUAAAGGAAAGUGUCCAGUGACAGGGACAAUUCUGGCAUUCCUCACCCUGGGAGUUCCUUGUCUGGCAAGCAAUGCAGCACAGGCCUGAAAACUGUCAAGCUGUGAUGGCUGUUAGGACAUUGUCAGGACACUGAGAGCAUCAAAUACCUCACCAGAUGGAAUCCAAUGUGCUGGGUAAUUUUAAAUGAUUUUUUUCUUUCUUUUCUUUUUUUUUUUUUUUUUUUAAAGAUUUAUUUAUUUUUUAUUUCUAUGAGUGCACUGCAGUGUAAGCCGCCGAUCUGACGGCUGACUAAAACAGCGCCAGAGAUCUGACGGUGACUGAACACUGAACACUUUGGAAUUUGGCUCCAGCCCCUCCCAAACGGGGCAUGCAAGUGAGGUACCACUAGGGUACCACGAACCUGACCAAUCACCCCCUCCUGGGCGGGGUAUGCUGAUGUGUAUGCUAAUGAAGCACUGCAAAUGGACCAAUUGUGCACCUCCAUGUGCUUAUCUCCCCCCAGGGCUGGGGGUAUAUAAGCAGCCCGUUCUGGGCAUUCGAGGUCUCUCCCAGAAAUCUAAAAGAGUGCUUCUACAAUAAAGGCUGUUGAGAAGGAU